Molecule: messenger RNA, 2007 nt
Organism: Ictalurus furcatus (blue catfish)
Lineage: Eukaryota; Metazoa; Chordata; Actinopteri; Siluriformes; Ictaluridae
Gene: ilrun
Product: inflammation and lipid regulator with UBA-like and NBR1-like domains
Exons: 5
Coding region: 127-978 (283 amino acids)
Biological process (GO): macroautophagy
Cellular component (GO): phagophore assembly site
Molecular function (GO): ubiquitin binding
Source: RefSeq, a predicted model, not a curated record
CACGCGUCCCCCUGAACCAUGCGUACUGAGGGCUCGCCGUCGACUCUCGGUGAUUGUUGUUAUGAGUGAAGCAGGCCUCGGACUAAAUUAAAAAGUUCUCCCGCCGCUGCCCCGGGAAACCUGCUCAUGGAGGGCAUGGACGUCGAUCUGGACCAGGAGCUCAUGCAAAAGUUUAGUUGCAUGGGCACCACGGAUAAAGAUGUGCUAAUCUCUGAGUUCCAGAGGCUGCUGGGCUUCCAGCUGAACCCGGCUGGCUGCGCUUUCUUUCUGGACAUGACCAACUGGAAUCUUCAAGCAGCCAUUGGAGCAUAUUAUGACUUUGAGAGUCCAAACAUCAACACGCCGUCAAUGUCUUUUGUAGAAGAUGUGACAAUCGGCGAGGGCGAGUCUGUGCCCCCUGACACACAGUUCACAAAGACGUGGCGGAUACAGAACACAGGAACAGAGUCAUGGCCCCCAGGCGUUUGCCUGAAGUACAUUGGUGGAGACCAGUUCGGUCACGUGAAUAUGGUGAUGGUGAGGUCUCUGGAGCCGCAGGAAAUUUCAGAUGUCAGUGUCCAGAUGCACAGUCCGGCCAAUCCAGGAAUGUACCAGGGCCAGUGGAGAAUGUGUACAGCCACUGGACUUUUCUAUGGAGAUGUGAUCUGGGUGAUCCUGAGCGUAGAGAUUGGGGGUCUGCUUGGGGUCACACAACAGCUGUCCUCCUUCGAGACCGAGUUCAACACUCAGCCGCAUCGCAACGUUGAGGGAGACUUCAACCCCUUCGCCUCACCGCAGAAGAACAAGCAGGACGCCAACGAAGAUAACCUAAAAGACACCAGAGGCCCCUGGGUGGCACCUCUGGACUCCAUACAGCAAGAUCAAAAUGGACUCUCUCACAACUCUGUAAAUAUUACGCCAAAUGGUCUACAAAACAACCUAUCAGUAGUGACUUACAGUCAGGGCUGUCAUGGGCCCUACCCUUUUGGACAGUCUUAAGAGAAAAGAAUCAUCAUCACCACCAGGCAGCUCAGUGGAGCCGUCACUCUGGACUCCCCCUUUUCUGCUGGGUUACGCAGAGGAGCAACAGAUUUCUUAUAAAGACUUGACAACCCUACUCUCCCCUUGCGUUACAACACAACCUAAGAUAUGGACAAGGCUGUUUGGAUCUAAAUCAUCAUUCAGCCAUCUUAAACACGCAUGUGUGAAUGCUAAAUUAAGACGAGUGCUAGAAAUCCUCAAAGUCAAAUACACAGGUUUUUUUUUUUUAUUGUUGCGUUGCUGCAAUAGUCAGGUGAGCUGGUGUGUAUGUGUGUGUGUGUGUGUGUGUGUGUGUGUGAAGGAGUGAGUGUAAGAGACAGGUCGUGUACGUGUGCUUGUAAGCUUGUGUGGACCAUGCACAAAAGAGAGAUGAAAAAAGCCAUUGAAAAAUAACUUUUGCUUGUCAAGAAACUUUUAUAAUUUUCAUUGUGAACCAUCUGAUUUUACUGAGAAAUCACUUCAUUUUUUAAAGAUAUUGAUUCGUUCUAAACAGAGUUAUUAUCGGAGAUCUCAGCAGUACUUCUAGUCAAAAGUAGCUUUCAGGAUCACUACACAAACUCAACAGUAGUGCUUGUUAAAGGCCAGAAGAUGGAACUGUUGAACCGCUGAACAUACAAACACACAGCUAUGUAAAACUACAGCUUAAUAGGGCACUCAAUUUUUCUCAGCAAAGUUCACAACCAAGGAGUUCUACAGCUCCGAAUUAUACCGUUAUUAUAUUGGUAUGCCCUAUGAUAUUGUCAUUGUGGUCAGUCAUGUGAUAUAUUCAUUUUCCUUCGAUGGUCAAGAGCUUUUGAGCUUGUGUGGUGGUUUAAAUCCUAGAAGCUCACGAUUAUGGCAUAAAUGUUUAGCUCAAGCAUUAAUUUCAGGAAAACUGUUUUUAAUGCAAGAGACUUCAGAAGCACAUUGUUAUGGAUUAUUUGGUUGGGUCUUUUUUUCCCAGGUCCAGAAAGAUUUUUACAAAUUAAAUUUAUCAAACUCUCUUCA